Messenger RNA from Podarcis lilfordi (Lilford's wall lizard), 34532 nucleotides. The record is from the annotation of a GenBank genome assembly. NCBI's taxonomy places the organism in Eukaryota, Metazoa, Chordata, Lepidosauria, Squamata, Lacertidae.
GACCGCGCCACCACGUCGCCUCUCCGGACUGAGCACCGCGGCGCCAACCCGUCCCCUCCGCCGGCUUCCCGCUCCCUCCGCUUCCCUUUUUUCGGACCCGCCCCCCUCGGCAGGAGGAGGCGCCUCUUUCGCUAUAAUCACGUGACGGCCGCAUCCGGGCCCUUUCGCCUUCUCUCCCUCUUCCCAACAUGGCGGCCUCAGGUGAGCGGCGGUCGCGGGGCGCGUGGGCCUCCGGGUCCAGGCAGGCCGGUCGGCCGCGCCGGGCUGGGCCUCCCUCCAGAGCCGGGAGCGGGGCGGCGGGAGCCGGGAGCGGGUCCCCCCGAGAAGGCGGCUCUCGCCCUCCCGCCGCCCCGAGACCCGAGCAGGCGCGCGGCUUCGAACGAGGCGGCCUCGCGCGGCUCCCGCUCCGGCCUCUUGGUGCGGGGGCGGGCGGUAGCGGGGGGCGCGGGCGGCCUCGGAGCUCCGUCAGGGAGGGGGCGGGGGCGGCAGAUGGCACCUUCUUGGGCCGCGUCCCAGUGCGCAGGCGCGCGGCAGGCGCGGGCGAGGUGGGGCAGGGCGGACCUGGGCGGCGCCCACGUGGGUGCUGCUUGGCUGACUCGCCGCCGCCGCCCGGGCUGGCGGGGCGGGGCGGGGCGGGGCGGGCGGAGGCUGCGGGGAGCUCGUCGGCCGGCGCUUGCCCGCCCCGCCCCGCCUCCCUCGCCGCCGCCCCCGGCAGCGGGUGGCAUUCAGGGGCCCACCUUCCCCACGCACCCGCCGCCUGCCUGCCUGCCUUCUCCCCCACCCCGGGAAGGAAUUAGCAAAGCCGAGAGGUCAAUCCGGAAGCCCUCCUGGACCCCGAGCUCACAGGAUGGCCUGGGCGGGCGGGGGAAGGACUGUCGUCUCACUCCCGGCCCUGCUUUGUAAUACGGCGAGGGGGGCUGAGAAAACCAGGCCACCUCGGAGGGCUGCUGGAGCGGUUGCUGAGGCUCCUGUGUGCGUGCAAAGGGCUGCGCUCUCUCCAUGAGGGAGAGAAGUUUUCCAUGCACGUUCACGGCCCCCGAUCUUAGUUGCCUAGUAUGGUUGCCUUCUGGCCUCCGACUUUUCUGUUAUCUGGCUUCUCUGGAGGCUGUGUUCUUGCUCUGUCCCAAAAUGGCCUUCCUAUUUACGCCAUUGCAGGAUACUAGGGAAGUGUCCAGGCUGCUCUUUGUUAUAUCUCUUAUAACACCUGGUGUAUUGGGCUGUGUACGUUUUGCCACUUGGUUUCCUAGUUCCCUUCCUUCACACACCACCAGUCUUGAAAAGAUUGACUUUGUCUAUAGGUGCAGCAGGAUGAGGUGGUAGAAUGACCUUCAUAAUGGAAAGGGGAUCAUAUAAAAUUCCCCUCUAUAAACAGCACCCCCAUGAAAAUGAGCACAGUGCAAAAUCAGGCUGGACUAGAAACACCGACUGAUAUGCUAGUAUCUUCCUUACAUGGGGGGAAGAUUCAGAAAUGGCUUUCCUUGCCUGCAGUCUGGAGCGUUGCAGCCCAGUCUACCAUUUGAUUCUCCUGCAUGUAUGCUGUGAGUUGCAGGCUAUUUCUCAAAUAUAAAAUUUACCCAUCAAAUGUCUGGAAUGCUGGGUCUGUUGCAGCCUGACUCCUGCUGCUUGCAUAGCUUUGUCUUUGCUGGAAGAAACAUAGGAAGAGUUGGGUCUACAGGGUACUACUUACCAUGCUUUCUGUAUGCAUUUCUGCUUUAACAUAAAAUGAGGCUUCUCUUGUUCUUUGCACACUACUUCCCUAUUUUGAUGGGGACAUAGCACAUUGCCAUUUUUGUAGAAGAUGCUUGUGUCUUCCUGUUGGAGAGUUAAUUUUAUUUCUGUGUGUCUGCCAAUAGUCUGCCAAGCUCUAGUGUAACACUUCCAAUUUGUGUCUUGGAUAAUGGAAAAUACAUCUGCCUAAGAUCAACCUCAGGAUGAAGUUGAUGGGCUUUGGAUAGGUUAUUUAUUUGACUCUGAAAGGCACCUCUUUGUUCCCUCCAUUGCCAGGUAACAGGAUUGCUGUUUGUGCUUUUCAUAAGGUCCAACUCUUCCAUCUAAGGGAUAUGUGGUGACACUGAUAGCUGUGUUCCAUGGAACUGUGUUCUGCAGGCAAAUCUCUCACCUGUACUAAAUUCCCUACAUCUGCACAUUAAAAAAGAUUGUUUUCGGUUACAUUUAGUAUGUCCUUACAAGAUGACAAUGAAGCUGAUUUUUAAAUAUAUAAUUUUAUUUCUAAAUUUUGAAGUUCACAAAUUGAUACAUACUUUUAAAAUAUUAUUGAGAAUAUUAGAUUGUUCUGCCCCCAGACUGGUAUUUGAAAAACAGAGUAGCUCUCAGUAAUACAGAAACUGGGCAUCAGUCAUUCCGCAGUAUCCUGUCCCAAGAGUUCCCUAGGAGACAACAUCCAGAGGGCAACAGGUUCCCCAUCCUUGGUGUUUAGGUUCUCAUUACAUGUUGAGCUUACCUCCCACACUACACUUUUUGCAGCCCAGUUGCUUGGCUUUGGUGGGGGGCAUAGAGUAUCCCUUGUUUACUUUAUUCCAACAUUCCACUUUCUUAGCUCCUGGAGUGGUUUCCGCUGCUGAAAAUGGAAGCUCGAGGACUGCUCAAGGUGAGGAGGAUUUUAGUAUUUCAUUCUUUUCUUCUGUCCUGCCAAGAUAAUGUGGCAUAUUUUUAAUCUCUGAAUAUGGUUCGCAUAACAGCACAAGGGAUCCCUAAGAAUGAGGGAGGAGCACUGCAGCAUCUUCCAUACAAAACAAAGUGUGAAUGUUUCUUGUGUAAGUGUUCUUUGUGUCUGUCUGCUUGGGUGAUAAGUUCUUUGUGUCUGUUUAGAUGUUGUGGGUUGAUCUCUGCCAGGCAUGACUUUUUCCCAGUGGUUUAGUAUGGUGGCUGACUUCCAUAUGCCUUUGAAAUGCACCAGACUGCACCAAAUAGCUGCACUAAAACUACUAAAGUGAAAAAUGGGAGGGCACACCUUCUGUAUCUUGUUAGCUGGAUACUAUAGUAUUGCAGUUAACCAGACAUAAUUCCAUUAGAAUUCUACAGUUUACUUUGAGACAUUUGCUGCCAGAAAUGAAACACCUCUGUCAUAAUGGAUGGUCUUUGCAGAGAUCAGGCAUUCUGCUGUUUGACUCCUAAUGGUAGGACAAACCAUUGCAAAUGCUUUGAGAAGCACAUCUUAAAUACUUGAGGGGGUUUUUUCCUGUGGGCCAGAUUCAGCAAACCUGGUGCACUUGUGAAAGCCAGCACUAGUGUAACGAGCUCCCCCCCCCACACCGCUUGCCCCAAAUCUGCUGGAGGGUUGGGAGAACUCUCAGAACAGCAUGCGAUGGGAAAAGAGGGGAGAUUGUUCAGCCUGGCAAGCAAAAAUGCUUGUAUGAGCACGGCAUUGAAUUCUAUUCUCUCCAUAAGUCUGAGUCCACUGUAAAACUGAUUGGGGGUUUUAGCACCUAGAGGACUUAAAAGGGGUUGGACCACAUACACAUUUUUUUUAAAAGUCUUAGCUGGAAUGAUGGCUUUAAAUAAUUUACCUUCUUGCCAAAGUUUGGAAACUACUGUUUAUACAACUGUGAAUCUUUUGCAUCUUGCGUAGACACAGUGGGCUGUGCAAGAAAACACAGCAGAGCUUUAAACCUGGUUGCAUUUGUUUUUCAUAGGUCAGUGCAGUGUAUAUUAUUUAAUCUAGUAAGUUUGGCAAGCUUCCUUCACUUGCAGUCUUAAUUGAAAAGAGAGCUAACCCAUUUCCUCUUUUUUUAAAAAAGGUAGGUAUUCUUUUGUCAUACUGCAUUGGCAUAGUUCAUUUAUUCAUUAGAUUUUUUAAAGUUUAUAUUUAUUGUCAGGCCUUUGUAUAAGGGUUGAUUAUAUAUCCUUGUGUUAGCCUUUAAACAAGCCUGCAAAUUGGGUUAGGCUGAGAGAUGGUGACUUGCUCAAAGAAUCCUUAUGAGCAUAUAUUUUGUGCCUCAGAUGAUAAACCUGAUAAGCAGUUCCAUAAAGCUGUGUUAUGAUAGGACAGGAAGAUUGUAUUUCAACAGCAGUUUCUCUGUGGCUGCUGCUGCUGCCUCAGCUAAGUUACAGGAAUUGUAUCUAUUCUUGACAGUAGCUUUUAGGUCUUAAUUUCUGACCCAGUUCUUUAGAACAAGAGAUGCCACGAAAACAGCCUUGCAGGUUUGAACAAUAUGGGCAUAAUGGGGUCUUGUUUGGCAAAACGGGGGGCCUGUAAUAUAGGCAGGGACUGGUGUUGGGUUAUGGAUACCCUAUACCAGCAAGAAGAACUGUUUUCAGCCAUGUGGGGGUUAUUCAGUAUUUUUCUUGAUCUUUGACAGGGUUGGUGAUGUAAGAUCAAGCAACACUGUGUGUAUCUUUGCAGUGUGACUUUGCUGUACUGCUUGCUCUCUCUGAGUUGUCAGCCAUUUGAUGCAAACUGAGCCUGCAGGUUUUGAGUCCAGUUCUUGCUUGUUAGCAUUGCAUUUGUUGUCACUGAGAAAGUGAUACAGAUAGCCACUUUUAAGAGUGCCAUGCCAUGGGGGACAAAAGAAAGUAGAAAUGGCUGCAUGUGAAGGUAUCUAGUUUGUUAAAAAUGCAGUUAGUAGGCUGCCUGCUUCUAACCAACUAAAUUUUUAAAUAAUUCCUAAGCUGAUUGAUAGUUCAGUACUCUGUGUGUGUUUGUCCUUACCAGCCUGAACGUCAACACUCCAAAAGGGCUUACUCGUAAUUUUUUGUUAAGGAAACUGGUGGGUUGUUGGUUUUUUUAAAUGGCAUUUUCAUUGCAUUCAGUUUUGUAAGUGACUGAGCAUCUCAGGCUGCUAAUUUUAUAUUUCCAAUAGUUAUACCAACAAAAAAAUACAACACUAAAAGGUUUGCAGCCUCAUCCUCUGUCCUCUGAGUUGCAAAGCAAGGAGUCACCUUAAACCAGAAUAUGUGCAACAUGGAUUGUUAACCAAUAGUAUUAACUGGAACCACACCACAGUUUGAAACAUUAUGAACUGGGCAAAUGUCUUAGUUGUAUUUUGGAUGUGCAAAAGUCAAAGUGAGCUGCUGAUACAGAUGGUAGUGACAUUUGUCUAGGACAAAGGCUUCAUAUCUUAUGCCCAGUAAACUUUAUAUGCUUGAUCUUUGUAAGAAGGUAAUUAUUACACUUCAAUUUAUGUUUUUAAAUUAUUGUACUGAUAUCAUUAAGCUGCUGCAGGAGCCUCUGGGCAUUGCUGGAUAGAAAUUUGAGUCAAUAAAAACGAGCUUCUACUGAUGCCCAAUGACAGUUUACAGCAGGCAUAGGCAAACUCGGCCCUCCAGAUGUUUUGGGACUACAACUCCCAUCAUCCUUGACCACUGGUCCUGUUAGCUAGGGAUGAUGGGAGUUGUACAGUAGACGCUCGGGUUGCGAACAUGAUCCGUGCGGGAUGCAUGUCCACAACCCGCAGUGGCGCAUCUGCGCAUGCGUGGGUUGCAAUUCGGCGCUUCUGCGCACGCGCGACUGCCCAAACCCAGAAGUAACCCAUUCCAGUACUUCCGGGUUUCGGCAGUCCGCAAUCCGAAAAAACGCAACAUGAAGCGUCUGUAACCCCAGGUAUGACUAUAGUCCGAAAACAUCUGGAAUGCCGAGUUUACAUAUGCCUGGUUUACAGGUUGGGCUUUGAGAUUAUUACUGUGCAGUAUGAUGAGCAAAGCACAGUGGAAGGUCUUUCCUGCCUUUCACUGAAAUAGAUCUUGUCUGAUCACAUUUGGGGAGUGCCCCUAGGGCCCAUGCAGCAGUUUUAUCUCCUAUUUAAACUUGAUUUAUCUGCAGUGGAUAUGACAGUGCUUUAUGUUAAUUAGGGUAGGAGGAGAGUUGUGGGUGUGAAGGUUUUGUGGUUUAAAUGUUAAAACGACUGGGAAAUAAAGCCAAGAGAAAGGUGUAUUGUUAACAAGAUUAAGUUGUGGUCCUGUAUGUAAUUCCUUUUACAUUGGCCUUUGGGGUUCCAGUCUCAAAAGAGCCUGGAGAAGAUACUCUUAUGAAGACCGUGAACGGAAAGGACCACAGUUGUAUUUUUGAAUAUUCCUAUCCCAAAGGUGGUGUGGAGGAGCUAUAUGUUGGAGCCUUUGGACAGCAACGCAGAAAGUCCUGUUUUUAUUGCAUGCUACAAAGAGGUUUCCUAAGCUGCACAGUUGACAGUACAGUGGUGUUUGUGUAGAAAAGUGACCAAGGCUACAUCAUGAACUAGGAUGGCCUAUUUCAAAUAUUGCCUUUCUAUGAGCAAGGGAUUAAUUUUGACCCUCCCUACCCCACCAGUUUUUGGAAAAAUAGGAACAUGCUUUACAAGAUUGUUGUAAGGAUGUGCUGUAUUUGAACACUAAAUGCAUUUGUGUAUAAAUAUUGUGUAUUAAAUUGGAGUCCAGUUUUAGUAUAUAGGCGGUACAAAUCUGUCAUACUGGACACGGAUAAUCUCCUUGUCCAGUACUUACUGGAAGGGUUAGCAACUUUCUAGGCUCUCAUGAAGUCUUUCCCAGCCCUGCUGUUUGUGAUACUUGAUGACUGUGAUUAAAACAGGAGCCUCACAUAUGCACAGAGAUGCACGCAGCUUUUCCUCUUUCCAAUGGGACCCUUUACAAUGAGGUUUCCACUCACAGGCAUGUUGAUCUCAGUGGAAUACCAGUCUCUUCUAGUCACUGGGAAAUGGAGAGUCUGUUUGGGAAGCUCAAAAAACAUAUUUCUCCAAAGCACAAAAAUGAUGAGACUGUGAUUCCCUCACUGUAAGUAGGCAAAGCAGCCUAUGUUUGAAGGGUACUUUUCAUAUAUUCUGACAACCUUGCCAUGAAGUCACAAUGUGAUGACAUAAUUGAAAUUAUCACAAUGUGGAGGCAGAUAAACAUGACCCUGUAACUUUACUGUAGGAUUUGCACUCUUAAUAAGAGAGGGGAGGGAGCAAAUAUUUUAAAACCAUGCCGUUUAUCUUUGGUCAAGUAUUGGCCAAUUACUAUGCAGGUUGCAGAAGAAAGUAAGUAAAUUAAAUGGGUGUCCGUAGCUCAAAAGCAUUAGGUGUUUCCAGUCCAUAGCACUGGGUCCAUUUCCCAUACCCGUGCCCUUCACACAGGGAGUAGGAUUCUCUGUUUGCUUGUGGUUUAGGAGACAGGAUCCAGCCCUAGUCGAAUCUGUAGUCUUCUUGAAACAGCAUUGAAUGUGGUAUAUAAUGAAUCACCCUAUCAGCAGUGAAUCAUAAUGCUUCAAUGUUGCUUCUUCACCAAUUACUGUUGGUAAUUGCAGUGGAAAUAUCCAGCUUGUUGGUCAUCACGGCUGCAGCUUUAACGUAACCAUAAAUGCAGAGUUGAAGCUGCUUGUUUUCGUUCUCCAUAAUUCUUUCCAAGAUAGACUGUUCCUGACGGGGGAGUUCAUGAGUGCUAUAUACACACACACUUGUUUUACUCCAGGACAAAGGUUUAAGGAAUGCAGAGCAGUCAGUGAUAAGUUGCCAAGAUGUGAGUAGUAAGUGGCUGUUCAGAACAUCACUUGGCAUUAGUAUGAGUGAGGAUAGACAUCAUCAUAAGUCAUUGAAAUUCAUAUGACAGGUUAUGUCCUACCAAUUUUUUUUCCUUCAAAUUAUGCAGUAUUAUUUUGUUUUUAUGGCUGAUAAGUUUUAACAAUAUGUUCAUUAUUGUAAGCCACCCAGAGAACUUUGUUUUUGGACAGUAUAUAAAUGUAAGUAAAUGAAAGGACAGCGAAAAUGGAUGAAUCAAGAGUUGUGCAAAAUUUGCUUACAUUGGUGCAAUAGUAGCUGAUAAAAUAGAGCUGCUGUGUAAAUAUUAGGAGAGUUGUUUCAGUCUUCUGUUAUUCAACCCCUCUCUCUCCUGCUAGCAGCCUGGGAAUGUUAUUGGGGUAUGGUCCGAUACAGCCUGCUGGAGCUUCUCAAUUCAUUCUUGCUGGGACUGUUAAAGGUCUCUCCCCCUCCCCCAAGAGCUCCAUAUAGAACUGCCUGUAUAUAGACAAUAAUAGUAAAAUUUAAAAGGCCUAAAGUUAGAUGAUCCACAAAACACAAGUGCAGUCUCUGGAUAAGUGCUUUUGCUGGUGGGUCAGCUCCAUGUAAUAAACAAAAUGUUGGGCUUGUUUAUUAGAGACCCGAGUUCAAAACUUGACUCCUCUCAGUAAAUAUUGUGGCUGUUGCACACAUCAUGUUUUUUGGUAUAUAACUGUGGUGUGAAUGUUACGGAUAGCUGAUUAAAACACUGCAGUUUAUAAGUGGGACAUUGCCCUCUAGUUUUCCUGCAGUGGAGGAGAGGUAGGAAGAUGUGAGCAGAGAUCAUGUGAGUGGGCCACGCAGUCUCUCCCCGCUUUACUUCCCACCCAGCUCCAUAGCAGAUUGCUUCUUUUUCCAUACUUCUUUUUGCAAACUGUAGGGGACUUGCCAACCUGGUCUAUCCUUAAUCUACCCUUAUUCUGAAUAGAGUCCCUGCCCUUCUCUAGUGCUGGGAGACAAAUAGAAGCAGUGUACAAGGUCAGAGAGAACGUAUGGCAGAGCCUUGUCUCCACCAUCACCACCUACCUAGGAAAGGCAGGUAGGGGCUUGCUGUUCCAGUAGUACUAAGCUCCAGGUGUACUUGGAGCAUAAGAUCACAGGCAAGAAUCCCCCCUUUGGGGUGGGUAGGAAAGGCUUCUGGCAAGCAAAGGUUGUUGCAUGGUCACCAAGGCCAGCUAAAGCUUGCAAAUCCUUGCUUAUAAAGAAUUAAACUGACUUUGCCCACCGUUCCUCCCUCUCCCCCAAUUUUAGCUCCUUACUCUUUCCCCCUCUCAGUAUGUUUUAUCCUCCAGCCAAGGACAGCAUAAUCCUACUACGGCCCAGUUAGUCACCUGUUCUAAGGGGGAGUUUGUGCUUCUAAGGAACAGAAAGUGCAUUACUCUUCCGAGAAGUAGGAAACAUUGUGUGCCCCUUUUACAUUGGAAAGGGUGUUCCCUAAAGACAUUUCUGUGGCCUCAAUAGUAUCAGUUAUUCCAGAUCCUCCUUUCUUCUAGAGGCUGUUCCUCUGCUUACAAGUGUGCUUUCUAGCAGCACUGUAUGGGCCAACAACUUUGGUAUGUAAUAUUUAACAGCAUUUCAGAUAGGAUAAUCAAGCUCAAAAACAAGACUUUCUUCCCUAAUAAUAAUAAUAAUAAUAAUAAUAAUUUUAAAAAGCAUUUAGGGUAGCAUUCUUCUCUGUUUCAAAUUCUGACAGCUCAUAGCAAAUACCCUCCCAUUCUGUCUGUCUGACACAUAAGAUAAAGGGCAGACUUCCAAGAAUAAAGAAUCGUGUGCUUCUAGGAUAGAAGGUUAUCUGCUCUGUGUGUAGGCUGUUUUCUACCAUUGUUAGGAAGCGCUGGUUCCUUUGCCAGGGCUUUAAGGUUUCCACCUAAGAUCUAGAAAUAGGUUGAAUUUUUGCGUUCCUUUUUUGACAUGGUAAAAGCCCAAAGGCAUUCUGUAGAAUUUUAGUUUUUAUUAGUCUUCAUGACAUUUCAAAACUGGGAUUUUCUGUGGAGCACAUUUGACACAAAUAGUGAUCCUGUGAUAGAUGUUGACUCAUGGUGAUUUUUCCACAUAUAAAAAUUGGUGUGGCCAUCCAAUCUGAGAAAUGAGAUUUUUAUUCAUCUAUGAAAGUACAUGAUAAAACUCUUGUGUUACACUUCCUUACCUUUAACAGGAAGGGUUUGCUUAAUGCUACAUUUAAGGUCCAUUUAAAACACGGAAGGUUGGAUAGCAAGCGUCUAAGGGUUCCUACUGUUUUUUAAACCCUCAGCUGGCAUCUUUGAAUGUUAAUUCCAGCAUUCUGUGUAUUGAGUAGACGACUUUUGCUAGAUUCCCUUGCAAGCAAAACCACAAUAUAAUUUUUGCUGUGCCAUCAAAAUAUAUAACAAUUAAGGUGAACAAAGUGGCAGUUGUGUUCUUUGUGUUUAGGAUUUUAACAUUUGGUGUUGACUGUUUUUCUAUUAUAAGUUAUGCAGCAUUCUUUAUCAUUGGGGAUCCCCAGUAACUAGGGCGGUUCUCUUGAGUUUUACUGGAGGCAGAAACUCCCCCAGUGUGGAAUAAGAGACCUCCCACAAGUUAAGUACAAUUGACAGAGAACUAUGAAGAGGAGUCUUAUAUAGAGCUCUGAGUAUUAUCACUGGCCAACAGUUCUCUUCUCUGGUUUGUGGAUUCGUGGAGGCUUGUUGGGUAUACAGAGUUCUCCCUGAUGUUUACCUCAUUUGUAAAGCCAUUGUGUGACUUGGCUUAAGCUGAGUAGGAAGUGAGCCUCUGGCUCAGCAGGUCAUCUGGACCCAAGAUGACUUCUCUCUGUCCUGAUCCCAUUUCUGGGCCAUGCUGCUAGCUUCUUUCCUUUAUUAAAUUUUGCUCCUCUGAACCCCAAAAAGGAAGCAGUGGUGUCCUGCCUAUGAAAUUCUCUCAUGAUGAAAUGCCUCUCUGCAAACACUUUCCUUUUUUACAAUGCAGAAUACCAAUAUUUUCUUGGCUUACCAAGAACUCAUUACAAACUGCUGUCUAUGGAUGGGAUAACUUAGAACACUGUCACAACAGGAAAAUGAUGGGGAAUGAAGCUGUACAACACUUUAUUUUCUACUGAUUUUGAAAUUGAAUCUGUUUGAAUUCAAGUGUAUGUUUUGGUUGUGCUGAAAUGUGUGAUUGGGUGUUGCUGUGGAAAAGUGGGUUUGUAACACAAUGUCUUCCUGUCUUAAUGGCAGUUCCUACUGUCUUUUGAGAUUGGUUGGUUUGGUUGCUUGUGUUCAAAUCAGUAGUAGACUGAUCGGCAUUGUGUAUGCAAAUGAACAGUAAAGGACAAUAGCAGUUUCCAACGUUUUGAAGCGGCUUUUUAUCACUUUUUCUAUUUCUUACAGCUAAGAAGAAGAACAAGAAGGGGAAGACCCUGACUCUGACAGACUUUCUAGCAGAGGAUGGCGGUGGUGCUCCCACCUUUGUUCCAAAACCAGUUAGCUGGGCAGAUGAGACAGACGAUCUGGAAGGAGAUGGUAAGAUAAAAAAUAAUAAUGGUGUUUGGUUGGGGGGGGGGGUUGCUUUGCUUCUGCUGAACAGUUUCUAGGUGUCAGUGAGAAAACAUCCUGGAGUUUCUUCUAAUCUUGACUUUUCAGCUAUUAUCUCUUUCCUCCAAACUGGUGUCAUACAUUUGUUGUUGGACUGCAGUCAGUCCCAGUCAGCAUUGUUAAUAGUCAAGGAUGAUGGUGGGUUGCAGUCCUAUAUCUGAAGGGCACCAUAUUGGGGAAGGCCAAUACUAGCAGUUUCUUGUUCUCUGCUGCAUUUUUAUAAUGAAUUUUGGGUAAGUAGUUAUUUUUUUUUCUAUUAGAGAAAACAAAAUAAGUGUCAACUAGGACAGCUAUGGAAAUCUCCAGCCAUGGUAGGAAGCCAAAAUUUAUGUCCAAGGGGUGGUGUCUUAUCUCUGCUGUCAUGCUUAGCUUUGGGGGUGCUUGGAGCACUUAAUGAAGCUAAUACAAUUUCAGAGCUAAGGUACCAUAUUCCUCCCCAGUACUAAGUCCUUCUGAAGCUAUCACAAGCCCCUCCCCAUUUCUAAUUUGGUGGGCUUUUGGUGUGUAUGCAAUGACAUUAAGCAGUGUAUCUUCCUAAGAAAUACAGCCCAUGGAAACUUUAUGAGCAUGCAGGACUGUCACUUGGCUUCAGUCACAUAGAGAGUGGCAUUCAGGGUGGGCCCUGUAUUAUGUAGCCUGAGGUUGCAAAAGACUGAAGUGUUGUUGCAGCAUCUUUCCCUGCACAUGGAGGCACUGGUUCAUUUAGAAUACCUCUUCGUGAUCACCUCUCCAAGGUGUUGGAGAGUCAUCACAGCCCUCAGCUACACACCUUGAAGUGAACAUUUGUCAGCAGUCAUUGCAAGUGCUACUAAUAUGGAGUUGUUCUUUAGGACAGUUGGCUGCUUUUUUGCCCUUGUAGCAACAACCAUUUCCCCUACAUUCUCUUUGAGUGGAUGGUUUGGAACCAAUUCCUUGUGUUUCUGUGAGUUAGAAUGUGGGAAAUUGCUUAUGAAGUGGCAUGGCAUUUUUAUUAGGCUGUUGUUUGCUUGCAAAAAGAAUCCCAUUUGGGGUGGUUUGUGGAGGCGGUGCUCUUGUCUAAUAGUGACCAGUUCCUUUUAGUCUCCAAUACUUUCCUCGCUGCCCACAAGUCAAAUGGAGGCUGAACAUUCUUUGCUGUUCAUUGUAAAUGCUCUGUGUGUUUGCUAAUGUGUAACGCUUUUCCCUCCUAGUUUCUACCACCUGGCAUAGCAACGAUGAUGAUGUGUACCGAGCCCCUCCAAUUGACCGUUCCAUCCUGCCUACUGCACCUCGGGCAGCUCGGGAGCCCAAUAUUGACAGAAGCCGUCUCCCAAAGUCACCCCCCUACACUGCCUUUCUGGGAAACCUGCCCUAUGAUGUAUCAGAAGAGUCCAUCAAGGACUUCUUCAGAGGGCUUAAUGUGAGUAUUUCACAGGUAGCUUUAAGGUUCAUGGUCUGGUAGCGCCACGUGGAAUCCAGCAGAAAGCAUUCAAUAAGAAUCCAGGUAUUUUUUGUGUCACAUUGAGAGGAUAGCAGCAUUAUCUUAAGCUGUGUGAAAAUGGUAAUAUCAAGAGAAAUUCCGCACAUGCCUUGUCUUUAAAGAUGAUGUUUCUGGUAUGAAACUCCACAGGAGUUUCCCUAGCAGCUGGUAGAAAUCCCAGGCCUCUUUGAUGAAGUGAAGAACGCUUUAUAAAGUGAGAAGAAUGAUCUGGAUUUUUAUAUUGUUUCUAGCUUCUCAAUACCUUACAGUUUGAAAGGCAACAACGGACCCAACUCUACUAUUUUCAAAUAGCUUUAUGCUACAUAAACCUCUCAAUUGUAAAGAGUAGUUUUCUGCUUCUGGUUAGCCCAAAGCAGGCAGCCACCCCUUAAAAUAGUGGUGUUUCAUGCAGUUUGCUGAUUGGGUGAUUGGUCAGGGGUCUUGUGUCCAAACAUCUGGCAGGUACAGGCAUAGAUCAGAAAUAUAGUGGAUUCGGUUCCAGGCCACCGCAAUAAAGCAAGUCACACAAUUUUUGGGAUAUCCCAGUGCAUAUCAAAGUUACGUUUAUACUGUAGUCUAUUAAGCCACCCCACCCCAGUUGCAGAGGCAGGAGGAGAAAAAUCUGUCUCCAGCCUGCUCCACUCCCAUGGCUAGAAGAGGAGGGGUGGUGGCGCCAGCACUGGGGGGUUUCCUUCCCCUGGAAGUGGCCAGGCUUCCUGCAGCUGCACCCACAUUCUUGUAAGGAGCAAUAUCUGCAAAGUGCAAUAAAGCAAAAGGCAUGCCUGUCUAAACCACAGAGCCUAGGGCUUGCUGAUCAGAAGGUAAGCGGUUUGAAUCCCUGUGACGGGGUGAGCUCCCAUUGUUCGGUCCCAGCUCCCGCCCACCUAGCAGUUUGAAAGCACAUCAAAGUGCAAGUAGAUAAAUUAGAAUUAGACUGGAAGGAGGCAAUGCCAGAACAGUAAAUUGUGAAGAGAUGCAACAGGCAGCUCUUGUGAGAUGUCCUCUCAGGACUCAUGUGAACUGCUAUUUCACACAGCACAUGAGGGUUUCUCGUGUCACAUGGUUUGGGAAUUGUACCUCUAGUGAUUUAGCAUGCUGGAAGGACAGAUCACAAUUCCCAGCAGACAAGCCUCUUGUUUUGAAAUGCUGUACAUAGCUUGGGGCUUAAAGAGAAACAAGACGGGUGUGAUGAAACUGCAUUUGAUGUUGGAAGGAACUUCCUGUACAAUAAAGGAAAGCAUCAUUGAUCUUCUUUGUUGUUACACCUAUCUUGAGUCAAGCUCCAAGAAAGAUCUAACUGUCCUGUGGUGGUCAAAAACUGAAGAAGAUUCUUCCCUGCUAGCCAUUAGUCUAAAUAUAUAUUUGGUAGCUUUGAUAGCAACGAAUGUGCAGUGUAAAUAGAAAUGUAUUCGCUUCAAGUGAUCUGCUGGUUGGUUCCAAUCUACCUUCUGAGUACUCCUGACCUAGAAUAAAGUUAGCAUCUUUUUAAGCAGUCUUUAUUGAAAUCAGGAUGGUUAAGACUGCAGUCCUGUAUACACUUCGCUGGGGUUAAGGCCCAUUUAACUUGAUGGGAGGAGCCUGAGUAGGCAUGCAGAAUAGUGUGCUGUAAAAGGUGUGUUCCUCCAGUGUUUCAAUGUCAUAAGGGAAGCAGAAAGAAUAAUUGGUGUUAGUGAUGCGUGUGUAGAAUCAAAGAGUUAGAAUAAUCGUUCUGUUGGUGUGAAACACCAGAGUAUAUUAUGUGGUCUGAUUUAAGGAGUGAAAAUCGUAUCACCUGCGUCCACUCCUGCCUUUCUCUUUUCAAGUGCCCUUAUUGCUAUUACUAAUUUUUUUAAGGUUUUUUUCUAACUGCUUUGAGGGGGUUUUCUUACUAUCAGCAGUAUAUAAGUUUUAUGAAAUAACAUUAUUUGUUUGUGUUUUUCUGUAUUUACAAACACCAUAUAGUGGAAAGGUGGGAUACACAUUUAACAAACAAAUGAAUAAAGCCCAAGGACAUUUAUCCUGGAUUUCAGUUGCUUGCGAGUUAUGCAAGUUUGUAUUUUAUAAAGGCCACCCUAAGGGUGAAGGGUGGCAUGAAAAUGUAUUUAAAUAAGUGCAGUGGGUGGAGCACGGCACCUGGAGACGACCACUGCGUCUUCUUUGUAGGAAGAUGGUUACUUAAAAUAUUUCCCCCUCUCACUCAACUGCAGAUAAGUGCUGUUCGUUUACCACGGGAGCCUAGUAAUCCAGAGAGGUUGAAAGGAUUUGGGUACGCUGAGUUUGAAGACCUGGACUCCAUGCUCCGUGCUUUGAGCCUCAAUGAAGAGGUGAGUUGAAAUCUGCCAAGAAAUGUAGUCAUAUCCCUUGGCUUGAUGUAGCCCAGCCUCUGGGGCGGAGAGAAAAUUCAAAGGAGCAAAACUCUUGAAAACCUGAUUGAAGUAAUGAUGCAUAGAAAGUGCUUCACUUUGCAGGUAUAUCUAUGUCUGGAUUAGAGAGGAAAGAAUCAUUGAAAGAGAUAACCUGUAACAGGAUCUGGUGCAUUUCUGUCAGCUGAUGUGAAACUCUCAGGGCACAAAAGGCAGUAUGUUUCUAAAAAUAACCAGAGGAUGAAGGCAGAUUAUGCAGGCUGCCCAACCAUGUUGCUGCUUGCAAACCUAUCCACAUAUGAUUAAGUACGCUUCCAGUGUGUUUCCAAGCACAGUUCAAAGUGUUGGUGCUGACCUUUAAAGCCCUAAAUGGACUCAGUUCAGUAUACCUGAAGGAGCGUCUCCACCUGCGUUGCUCAGCCCAGACACUGAGGUCCCCAUCCGAGAGUCUUCUGCUGUUGUUCAAUCAUUAAAUGCAAUAAUUUGAGCUAAAAGACUGUUUUCAGGGGAUUAACCCUUUGCAGGAGUUGGCAAGGAUCUGGAUUGCCAGAGUAAGGUUUCUUAAGGCUCUACAGUUGCACUCCCUAGAAAUUUUAUUUUCCUAAUAAUGUUUGCAGACUGUAAGUUUAAGGGCAGGAAACCUGUUCAUCUUAGGCAAAUCCCAGUUACUCAGGAUUUCUGCAGGAUGCACAGAGGAUUCCAACGUGUUUAUGGAAUAAUGCAUGCUUUAUUUGGAAGCAGUGCUGGAAAUAAAGUAUCUUAAUAGGGAGGUACCUUAGGGACACGGCUGGCCCUGUGGUCUAAACCACUGAGCCCCUUGGGCUUGCCGAUUGAAAGGUUGGGGGUUUGAAUUCGCACAACAGUGGUGAGAUCCUGUUGCUCUGUCCCAGCUUCUGCCAACCUAGCAGAUCAAAAACAUACCAGUGCAAGUAGAUAAAUAGGCACCGCUGUGGCGGGAAGGGUAAACGGCAUUUCCAUGUGCCCUGGCUUCCAUCAUGGUGUUCUGUUGUGCCAGAAGCUGUUUUAGUCAUGCUGGCCACAUGAUCCAGAAAGCUGUCUGUGGACAAAUGCUGGCUCCCUUGGCCUGAAGCGAGAUGAGUGCCACAACCCCAUAGCCUUUGACUGGACUCUACCAUCCAUGGGUCCUUUACCUUACCUUACUCUACCUCAUGUAUUAUUAUAUAUUUAUUUUUGUAAAAAUUGACUGCUUCAGAAGAUGCAUGGUGUACAUCUGAAAUGGACUGCCUUUUAUUAUCUCCAAUUGGCUUCUGAGAAGUUGGAUGCAGCCACAUUGAUUCUGAACACAUUGAUAUCCACCAGUUCAAGUUAGGCACUUUUAGAAUAGUAACCUUUCAUAUUUUUAGAAGCUGGGACAGUGCCUGUUAACCUCAGUCUCCAACAGUGGGCUCAGUAAUUCCCCCCCCCCUUCUAUCCUCCUCCUAGUGACAUGAAAACAAUCUAUAGUAAAAUGGCAAAGAUCACAGUGCAGUGAAUGGAAGCAAAAUCAGAUAAAAUUAGCCACGUUUUAGAAGUUGGGGUUUCUCCCCCCCCCCCCCCAAUUUUGUAUCUUCAGGGCAGUCUGUUGAAGUACUUAAGGACAGCAGUGAUCUGUCCUGUUCUGAUUGGCGUGUCUCAAGUCUCAAGCAACUUGGGUCAAGAAAUUGGACUCAGUUUUCUCAGACAAGCCAGAUAAAAAGUGUUAACUAUCGUUCAGCAAAAAGCAUUUUCAGAUGGUUGUUCUCCUGCCUUAGCUAUUUUAAGUAGAUUAUUCUGGCCAUCUCAGAUACUUGGCAAGUGAUCCUGCCUCUGAAGUCUAGACAAUACCACCUGAAGGCAUCCAAACCAUUUUUCUGCCUCAACAAUUUUUUUUGCAAAGGACAAAGCUAUAAUAGGUACAGGAAAGUAAAUCUGUAAACUGUUAAGGGUGUUUGUGACAGCUUGGAAGCUUAAAAUAAGCAGUUAUAUUUGUUGCUGCAGAUAUUGAGGGUGCACUGGGGAGGGAGGAAGAGGAAGUUGCACUGUACAAGCAGAAGUCUGGUACACAAGCAGAAGCACCAGAUACACUCUUGGUUGAAGAAGCUUUUGAUACCCUGUGUCAACCUAUUUGCAAGACUGGAGACUUUUCGUGGGCCAUAAACAUAAUCUUCUCUAGUCAUAUGAAAGACAGAGUGAAAGAUCCGGGCCUUGGUUUGAUUGAAUUCAACUCCAUCAGGCAUCUUAAAACUCCAUGACCCUUCACAUUAGAGAGAACACAUGAACAAUGUUAUUCUUAGGUGCACCCUGUUUCCAUGUUGAUUCCCAGUGCAUUGGCACAAGUGAAGUUCUACAAUUGUACAUCGGGAACCUGAGUGAUAAGAGUCCAGUGGGCAUUGGUUUUUUAUUUGCUACCCUUUUGUGGAAUGCUCUCCCCAGGACGGCAUCCCUGCUUCCAUCAUUACAUACCUGGGGAUGCCAGGCAAAAACAUUUCUUUUCUGCCAGGUCUUUGGCUUUUAGUAAUCUGUGGCCUCUUUUAGUGGGUGGGGUGUUUUAAUCUUACCUUUUAAAAAUAUGAAUGUCUCAGAAGUUUCUUUUUUAUGCUAAGUCACUUUUAGUCAGUUUAAUAAAUAACAAUUCUGCUAGCAUCCUUUUUUCCGUGUGUUAAAGUGAUAGGUGCAUCCAUUUAUAAAGCAAUUCUACAUGCGUUGGUCAGAUAUAACCUUGAACUUGCUGUACAUCUUUAAAAAAUGGGCUUUAAAAUGCUAAUGUUACACUGUAUGUUCAGUCUCUAGGGAACAGGAGAAUACGAGUGGAUAUUGCUGAUCAAGCUCAGGAUAAAGGUAAGUGCUGUGGCUUUGUGAAAAGAGGUCAUCUUGUACCAGUUAAAUUUUAUACACAAAGGCUGGAAAAUAAAGCUGUGAAACCACCAAGUUUCCCCCACUUAACUAGCAAGUCUUUUCUGUGUACAGAUGAAAUUGACGAGGAGAGCUAAAGGCCUUAUGAGCUUUACCUGCUUUUGACUUGAUCUUGUUGGGUUCAACAGUGCAAAUUGCAAAAGGUACCUAGUAAAUUCAGAAUUAGCACUGUGGGUUUCCAUUUCUUUAAAAGUGCCUCUCCAGCCCAGUACAGUACAGGAGGUGUGAGCUACACGAUUCCACAGAGCGCAUUGAACCAGCAUCCUGCUCCCUCUUACCUACACACUGUGAUCUUGCCAGAGGUCACGUUUAUUGCUCCGGCAGAGAAAUCAUUAGUGUAUCUUUUUUUUCUUUAACAAAAUUUAUAUGCCACUUGGUUGUAGUAAAACCUCAAAGUGGUUGACAAAAAAAUCUCAUUACAAUUACCCAUAAAAGACAGUUAAAAAACAGGUUUUUUAAACAUUUUAAAACUUAAAUCAACAAUAAACUAAAAACAGAUUAAAACACGUGUAACUUCUAGGUGUCUGGAGAGGCUUGCCUAAGCAAAAAUGUUUUAAGGAGGUGCUGGAAAGAAUACAGCAAAGGCACCUGCCUGAUAUCAAUAAAGGAGUUCCAAAGUGUAGGUGCUUUUACUUUCCUCUGUGCAGAUGUCUGAAUCCAUGAAACUGGAUGUGCCAUUUAACUGUUGGGUUGCUUUUCCUUUCUUUUGCAGAUAGGGAUGAUCGCUCUUUUGGUAGAGAUCGUGACCGCAACCGGGAUUCAGAGAGAUUUGAAACUGACUGGAGGGCCCGUCCUGCUACGGAUAGCUUUGAUGACCCCCCUCCCCGCAGGGGCGAGGAUAGCUUUGGAGACAGUGAGUUCAUCACCAGUUGCCUGCUGUGCUAACCACCAUUUUCCUUGCCCUCUUCUAAUUUUCCUGCAUGCUCCUGAAUUGCUGAAGCCCUUCCUUUAUAUUCUGUUCUUACAAGAGUAGCUUUCCUCCCUGUGCUCCCUACACAUGAUUCUAGAUUGAAUACUAGCCAGUUACUACAAAAAGCUAGGGAAUUACGCACACUGAGGAAGGGCUGUGGCUCUAGGGCAAAGCCUCUACUUUCCACGCAGAAGGUCCCAGGUUCAUUCCCUUGUAUCUCUAGGUAGUGCUGGCUGUGUCCCGAGUCGGAAGCCUUGCGAGAGCCACUACCAGUCAGGCAGACAAUACUGAUCUGGAUGGACCAGUGGUUUGACAGUGUAAGCAGCUUCCUGUGUUCUGGGCUUCUGGAGUCGUAUCCCGUACCUAUGUUCCCAUCGAUGCCAAAUACACAACGGAAGAUUUCUAGCAGUUAUUUCAUUGUACAGUGGUACCUUGCUUCUCAAACUCAAUCCGUUCCGGAAGUCCGUUUCAAAACCAAAGUGUUCCAAAACCAAGGCACGCUUUCCCAUAGAAAGUAAUGCAUAACGGAUUAAUCCGUUCCAGACUUUUAAAAACAACCCCUAAAACAGCAAUUUAACAUGAAUUUUACUAUCUUAACGAGACCAUUGAUCCAUAAAAUGAAAGCAAUAAUCAAUAAAAUAAAUAAGACAGUAUUGAAGAUUAUUUUUUUAAAAAAAAUUCUUACCUCCACUGAUGAUAGUCAUUGUUUGGAUGGGGGGAUUUUAUCCAUUUCUGCAGUCACACAAUCAGUCAGUCAGUCAGUAGCUGAACUGGGUUCCACACAGUCACAAAAACAAAUUAACCAAAAAAGCCUCAGAAACAAAAACUCAAAAUAAAUAGCAAAAACAAAAGCGUCAAACUUAAUCCAUUCUGGAAGUCCGUUUGACUUCCGAAAUGUUUGAAAACCAAGGCGCAGCUUCUGAUUGGUGCAGGCGCCCCGGAAACAAUAGCCGCCAGCCGCAUCAGACAUUUGGUUUCCGAAAAAUGUUUGAAAACUGGAACACCAAAGAAAACCGGCUGCGCUGAAAACAAUGGAAGGACAGGGGGCAGGGCAGCCAGAGACGAGCUCAGAUGCUGAAAUUAUGGAAUUUUCGUACCAAUGGAAAAGAGAAUUUAUGGAAAGUAUGGCUAAGAUAUCAGAGACCAUCAGUACCAGAUUGGAUCACUUUAAGAACACGGCGAAGAACCGGAAACAAGAAGAAUAGAUGCAGGGAAGACCCACUGGCAACGACAGGAGGGAACAUUUGUAAGCCAGGGGGGGGGGGGGGGAGCUAACUGAAAAUCCAGAAGGAAAGACAGGGGAAUAUGAAGGGCAGCAUACACAGAAAAUAUUUGAGGAAGUACUGUAUUGGUAAAAACACCAGUGUUAAGACAGGAGGAGCUGAAACUGGAAAUGGCCUUUAUUGGUAGCAGCUUCUUGAGGAGCUUUAAAUAUGAGCACAGACAGGAAUUAGAGCAAUUUGGGUGAAAUCACAACUGUGGAGACAGAGAAAUUUGGAAGGAAGGAGGGCUGAAAUGGGGAAUUGUCCUAAUGGGAAGCCUCUUUCGGAGGAGAUUUAAAUAUGCCAAAGUAAGAAAAAAAAGAAUGGGUAACAGUCUGGAAAAUGGUUUUUAUUUAGGGGUCAGCAGUUGUAAAUAAAUUGGGACAUCAGCAGGCAUGGAUUAAGUCAGGCAUAGGCAAACUCCGGCCCUCCAGAUGUUAGGGACUACAAUUCCCAUCAUCCCUGACCACUGGUCCUGUUAGCUAGGGAUGAUGGGAAUUGUAGUCUCAAACAUCUGGAGGGCCGGAGUUUGCCUGUGCCUUGAUUAAAUGCUUGCAAAAAGCAACAGUUAGGAUAAUUUUAAAAGGGGAAAUAGCAUGAAAGCAUAGGUGUGUAAUGUAUAAAGUGGUUUUAAUGUUUAAAGUAUCUGUGCUGUAUACCACAAGUUUAAUUGUUUAGUAGUUGGAAAUUUGGGUAAAGGAAUCUGGAAUGUAACAUGAUUUGGUUUAUUUGAAGACCCAGAAGAGGGGGUGGAGGAAAGUCUGGGGAUUUGGGGGGCGGGGUAAAAAUGUGUUCUUUUAAAUUAUUUUUAAAUGUUAAUGAGAAAUAUGUGGGGUAAUCUGGUAUUGAUACAAUGUGGCAUAUAUUCGAUUUUUUUAAAAUUGAAAACUAAUAAAAAUUACUAUUAUUAUUAUUAUUAUUAUUUAUUAUUAAAAAGAAAACCGGAACAUUUACUUCGGGCUUUUUGGCGUUUGGAACCAAGGUACCACUGUACACGUCUCGUGUCAGUCAACCAAGCUGGCUUGGUACUCAAAAUGCAGUCAUUUGUUGCUCCAAAUGUUGCAUGAUUUCUGUUCAUGUUUUUACAGCAUAACAGAGACCGUAAAAUGGAGUCCUAGCUGCACAAGUGCAUUGAAGGCUAAUCCCUGUUUUCCUUGUUCUCUUUCAGACUGAAAUGCGGAAGACCCAUUUCAGUCUGAAAUGGGGAUGAACUCAGCAGGUUCAUAUCAUGAGCUGAAGACAUGGAGGCAUGUCAGACAUUUAUGCUUCAUGACUGUAAAGCAUGCAUUCUACAGGCUACUUUUUUGAGAAAGGAAUGCUUUAAUCAGAAGACAAAUACAUCUGAAAUCUUCUUGUCUAACAGUCUGGAGAAUUAGAGUAUGACAGCUGUGAAAUUGCAAUCAGUGUUUUCACUGCUAUUUUUUUGAAGCAAAAAACUUGAGUUAUAAGUAAUUGCGUGAUUGCCUAACCUCAUGUAUACCUAGGAGGUAGCUUUAUAAACAGUUCGCUUAUAGUUCAGAAGAUACAUAGUUCAUGUAUGUUGAGAUUCCUGCAUUUCAGGGGGUUAGACUAGAGGACCCUUGGGUUCCUUUCCAGCUCUACAGUUCUAUGAUUUCCUGUGAAUUGCCCGCCUCCUUUUGAGAAAAGCACAUUUCCUCUACUGUUCUCUUGCUUAGAACAAAGACUUUUUAUGAUGGUGGUGAUAAUUUUCUAGGGGUACUUCAAUACCUGCUUUUUCAUCACAUUUUCUACUGUGAACCUUCUGGGUGCAGUGGAAUAUAUAUGUAAAUACUUCUUUACAGUACAAGGCAAUAAAAUGUUUCAAUAAUAAAUAGUUCUGUGACCAAGCACCAUGGUAGUCACGUGCUGGAAGAUGCCUAAAGCCUGCCCCCUGAAUCUCCCCCAGCUGUGUCAAACGUUUUCUGAAAGUCAUUGCUCUGUGUCUAUCUUGUACAUGCUAUAGCCUUUUCUUCCUGCUUUAGGGUAUCGAGACCGUGAUCGUUACGAUUCGGAUCGGUACCGUGAUGGUCCCCGAAGAGAGAUGGAUCGGUUUGGGGGCAGAGAUCGUUACGAUGACCGUAGAGACUACGAUAGAGGAGGUACUGUGGGUCACAGACUUCAUUGUGGGUCUGGGGUUUGAGAUGCUUACAGGAGGCAUCACUUAAUAUAAACAUUUGCUUACAUUGCAGCAUUGGCUAGGUAAUACAGCUCCCACAUUCCCCUGCUAUCGAUGCAACAUUUUAGGCACACAAUCCAUUUUGUGUAUAGUCAUUGUGGUCUGAAUGGCUUUUCUCUCUUGAAGGUGAAAAUACUUGGAAGUUGGGAUAUGGAAUAUAGAGCACUGCUGCAGUUUCUUUUCCCAAAGGCUUAAAAAGAUUUUGCUUUUGUGUUUCAAGAUUCAGUGAUUGCUCUAGUGGAAAGACAUUUUGAGUGUCCUCCCUGCUUGGUCUACAAAUACCUCUUGCAUCUUGCACACACCUUGAUACCUGCAGCACUCUUAUUAUUUGUGCAGUUUUUAACUAUUAUAUUGGUUGUGGAGAUGUAGUAAAUGAGACGAAGUUACAGUUUUGGGUUCCUUUCCAACCAGUCAUUCUUCUCUGGUUUCUUUUGCUGCUGUGGUCUGUUUUCCUUCCAGGCUGAGUGAUCUUGUAAUUAGGAGUGGUGCUUUUGUACAAUUGUGCAUAACUUGAGUCCCUACUAGUUAGCAUUUUCCAGCUGUGUUAAUUAAGCAUUUUUUGGCCAUGUUUUGAACUGAAGUGGGAGGUAUUUUCUUCAGAUGCCAAAUGGGACUUCAGAGCGUGCCCUUGAAACUGUACAUGAAAUCUUCCUGGAACUGGCUUGAUCUAACAUUGUGUGCCAUGUUUGGAUACUGCUUGAUCAGGGACUGUGUGCCUCUGUAUAUGUAACCUCAGGGAAACAUUUUAAUAGCUGCACAUGUUGGAGGGGUAUAGGGGUGUGUGAAUGUACAUACAGACUCUGAGGUCUGCUCUCUUUUCUGACUCACCUGUGAGCACUCUGGGGUGCUGUCCUCAGAAAUAAUGGUCUUCAUGUUGUGCAAGAUUAAACCACUGAACUUCCUUUUCCUGUAGGUUUCGACUCUAGGUCAGGCAGUGGUAGAAGAGCCUUUGGCAGCGGAUACCGUCGGGACGAUGAUUAUAGGGGUGGUGGUGACCGCUAUGAGGACCGUUACGAGAGGCGAGAUGAUCGAAUGGAUAGGUGGAGCAGCUCGCGGGAUGACUAUAGCAGGGAUGACAGCCGGCGGGAUGAUAGAGGUAUGCUCGGUGUUUGCUCAGAAGCAAAGAAAUGAGGAACUGUUGGCUUUGCUGUCAUUGUUGGUUGUGUAUUGCUGCAGAUUAUUCUGUUCUCCCUUAUUCCUUGUGGUAUUCUGAAUUUGACCCUAGGCCAUGGCGAUGUUUGCCUCUUGCCCUACCCAGUGUAUAUGGUAUGUUGCCAGAUCCAUCAGACACGGUUAAGAAAGAUUUAUUAUGUAGCCUAGCCAUUUCUGAGAACUGGGUGACCCACCUUUUGUAGGAGGUUUGUCUAAUGAUUCCUUGUCCCCUGUUGGGCAUGGGUCCUUUGUUGACUCUUCCUUGUUUCCAAGAUCUCCUUAUGUGGCCUAAAUGCCACAUACCAUUCAUUCAGCCUUUAAUCCCCACCUCCUUAUCUAAAUAAGACAACCAUAUGAAUUUUUCACAAUUCUCCUGCUUCUUGGCUUUUGCCUAAUCCUGAAUCCAGUGGCUUUGCUUUUUUCAUUUUGCUUUUUCUGAACUGUUUUGCUUUUUUCAACCUCCUGUUCUUUUUCUCUUAGGUCCCACUCAGAGGCCUAAACUGAACCUGAAGCCUCGGAGCGCUCCCAAGGAGGAAGAUACAUCUGUAGCUCCUGCUACCCAGUCUAGCCGUGCAGCCUCCAUCUUUGGGGGGGCCAAGCCUGUGGACACAGCUGCAAGAGAGCGUGAAGUAGAAGAGAGGCUACAGAAGGAGCAAGAGAAGCUGCAGCGCCAGCUGGAAGAUGAUAAACCCAGGCUAGAGCGACGGCCCCGGGAGCGGUAAGUGACAGAAAAGGAGCAUGAGCUGCGCACAAGCCAGUAGAGAAACUGCUUGAGUUAAUCUGCAAAACACCACUUGGUGUGUCACAGGCUCAAGCUGGUGAUCUCUGCAAAAGGUGCCAUAGAUGUGCCUGCAGCUCCUCUGAUGCUGCAGAACACCCCUAGAGUUGCUCAUGCUGAAGAUGGUGAGCGGUGACAUUCCAUUAGCUGCCUUGGUAGGUAGGUUCAUGGCAUUACAGAGCCCAGAGAAUGAAUGCUAGGCUAGCACCAGGCCUGCCCAAGCUGCUGUAUCCCAAACUGUGUCACAGCACAAGCAGCCACACUAGCCUAAUGACAGGUGGCUGCAAGGCCAAAUCACAUUACAUAUAAUCCCCUAGCAAAAAAAAGUCUUGUUUUAUUUAACACAUAUAAUUUGAGCAGUUAAGAAACAUCUCUAACUGCUUCUGAGCUUUGUUUCAAACCUGAACAUAGGAAUGCAUCACAUUGAGGGUUGCUUCCUAUUCCCACCUUUUCACUUCUGGGGUCCAGGGAUUGAAACUGGGCCUCCACAUGCAAAGCCUUGCACUCUGUAGUUGUCAUAGCUCAGUUGUAAAGUCUUCCCUGUGGACAGUGUGAUCCAAUUCUCCACUUCUCCAAAGAAGUCCCUUUUCUUCUGCCCAAAAAUGAGUUCCUUUAGGAAUCUUCCUCUGAAAGGAUAUCUCUUUGAAAUUGUGAUGUAUUCCAUCUCAGAAAACUUGAGGAGGGUAUCUUCUUGUGGUCUUUCAUCUGGGCAUUGAUCAACUCUGCAUUUGCUUAAGUUCUGCAGUACUGCAGCGUCAGCUGCUCCCUGACCAGUGACUGAAUCAGUAAGCUCAACAUCAGAAGACUCAAACCCCAGACAAACUUAACAGGCCACCCCACCUGGUCUCCACUAAAGGGCUGAUUUGAGCGGUACUAUGGAUUGAAAGGUGCUAAUGGCACAAUUGUCUCAGUUUUAUUUAACCACCUUGUUUUUAUUUAUUUUUUGUAGAGUUGUGUAUACUUGUUUUUUAUCCAGUGCCCCACAUUUACAGUUAGUAAGCCUUGCUUCUCUGUAUAUGUUCUAGACACCCCAGCUGGCGUAGCGAAGAUAACCAAGAGCGGUCACGGACAGGGAGUGAGUCUUCACAGACUGGCAGUACAACUCCUUCUGUGGGGACAGGCCCAACAGGAAGAAGUAAGUUGUCUUUGGGGUAUCAUUCACUUAGCCCAGAGGUGCAUCGUCCUAUUUCUGGGAAGCCCCAUAACUUUCCUGGAUUAUAGCAUGUAUUUCAGUUGGGAAGCUUCAGUUGAGUCACAUGGCAAGCCUUUGUGUAAAGAUUUGAGAAUAAGGGGUUUUCUGGGGUUUCUUAGUUCUUCGUAAUGGAAGUUGUCCAUAACCUACCAACAGAUCCACUAAAUAGCUGAUCAGCAGGGAAGCUAGCAGCUUAAGUAGCUGUCGAUCAGUGGUGGUACCAUAUUGGCCCGAAUAUAAGCCACCCCCUUCAAAUUCCGCAGGCACUCACACCCGUUCCGUUUUACCAUAUGCCUGUUUCAGCAGUGCUAUCAUAACAGCCCAUUUUUGUAAGGUCGUGAAUUUAAGCCGCACUUAAAAUUUGGAAAAAAGUGAGGCUUAUAUUCAGACCAAUAUGGUAUUUACACGUUAGUACUGUACAGUCCUCUCUUUUGGGACAAAUGUUUGCCCCUCUGGUUGUUGGUAAGCAGUUGGAUUGCAUGUGGUUGGUGUUGCUAGUCAUGUAAAUUGCCUGUUACCAGUAGGUAGAGUUUAUACAAUAGACUUCCUAACAGAGUCUACAAUGACUGGGUGGAAGGGGCUGGCAGGGAGUGGGCUAGCUUGGACAUGGCUGCUUGACUGUGUCUCCGGGGGCAGCAUCCACUGCCUCCUGCUCUGGCAGGGCCAGUGGGGAAGGAAGGAUGCAGGCUUGGGCUCCACUGUGCAACAGCACUUGGAAUGCCCUCACAGCUGUGCAUACAUUCACCCUGCCGGCAGCAGUGUGAGCAGCAGGGGACCAUUGGAUUUCACAGCUGCCAAGCAAUCCCUGCCCACCUCUGCAGUUGGGAGUAACGCUAUCAUUAUCAUGCCAUUUGGAAGGCAGCACCACACUUUGCACAGAGAGAUUUGUUGAAGGCAUCUUUUUAGGUUUUGGCUUGUUGGGGUUUUUAAAAAAAAGAACCUUCGAUUCUCACUACCCAGAUUCCUACUUGGCGGGAAUUUUCAUUCAACUCUUUGCUAAGGGAAAACACAAUGCUUCUAUUUUCAUGUACAAUUGACAAAUGCUGGCUUUGGUCUGAGCCUAUGGGCCAAUUUGACUGGACUGGGCUCUGCUGUAAACUGAGAUGUGUUUUAACAAUUGUUUGUUUUCCUAGCCAAAACAGCCAUCAAACGGUGUUGACAGUGUUGGGGGAGUUGCAUGUUAAAAACCUUGAGGCCCAAACUAAACAUUUUUUUGUAAGGGUAGCACAGUCGUGGGUGGGUGGGUGGGUGAGAGAGAGAGCUCGAUCAUAGCAGUGGUACUGGGGGAAGAUGAUUAACUCAUUCCCAUGAAACAUUUUUCACUAUCAGAAUCACUUCCCUGCUUGCUUUCUCUCAUGUAGGCAAAACAAGGAGGAUUUCAGCUGGUGGGAGGGGUGCUGUGUGUGUGUGUGUGUGUGUGUGUGUGUGUGCGCGCGCGCAUAUAGACUGGACAUGGUAACACUGGACUAAACUGCACGAUUGUCAUGUCUCACGCACACACCUCAUGCAUGCCCACUUGCACUCACACACGAUAGAGCAUAAACCUUUAAUUGGGCAAUAGCACAUCCACCCCCAAUCAGUUACAUUAGAAACCUGGAUGUUUCUGUUGCUUUCUAUGAGCAAUUGAUCACUUCUGCCCCAGGAAAGACAAAAAGACUGACAUGCAAACCAACCAGGAAGUCUCUUCAUCAAACAAUGGAAUUGUCAGCACAGAUCCUUUUCACAGGUUUGUGAUUGUAUUGUGGAUUAAACACACGGCCCAGUUUAGGCUUGUUCUGUGAUCUUCUGCUCCGUAAACUCACUGGGUGUUUUUGGUGGUUUGUUUUGGUAAAGCAUGCCAACCCAGAAUCACUAGGGAAUGGUCCAGGAAAAAAGUGCUUUCCUUCAUACAGCUGGGGUGUGUGUGCAUAUCUUCUUAGCCCAUGUUGUAUUGUAUCCUGCACUUCCAGCCUCACGAAGGAGGGAGAGUGAGAAAUCAUUGGAAAAUGAAAGCAGCAGCAAAGAGGAUGAAGGUCUGUCUCCCACUUCCAAGACUCCCAGGGAAGAGAAGCUUCCUCUGAAGGUGAUGCCAGCGCCACCGCCAAAAGAAAACGCCUGGGUGAAGCGCAGCAGCAACUCUCACCCGGCCCGCUCACAGAGCUCCGACUCAGACCAGCAUUCCCCUACAAGGUGAGGGCCUCUGGCAGGGCUGCCCUUUUCAGCCAAGGACUUAAUCUGCAGGAGGGAUGGAAAGCAUGGUAUAAUAAUAAUAAUUUAUUAUUUGUACCCCGCCCAUCUGGCUGGGUUUCCCCAGCCACUCUGGGCGGCUUCCAUAGAAACCAAAAAUACAGUAAAAUAUCACAGAUUAAAAACUUCCUGAACAGGGCUGCCUUAAGAUGUCUUCUAAAUGUCAGGUAGUUAUUUAUCGCUUUGACAUCUGAUGGGAGGGCGUUCCACAGGGCGGGCGCCACUACCGAGAAGGCCCUCUGCCUGGUUCCCUGUAGCUUUGCUUCUCGCAAUGAGGGAACCACCAGAAGGCCCUCGGCGCUGGACCUCAGCGUCCAGGCAGAACGAUAGGGGUGGAGACGCUCCUUCAGGUAUACUGGGCCAAGGCCGUACUACGCUAAGGCGUAAUAGAAACCCAAAUUAUGUUGUUUUAAAAUGCAUAAAACGUGACAGCAAAAUGUUAGGGAUUGUGGGCAAGGUGGGUGCAAUGGAAACCAAAGUAAGCUUUGGUUCACUGGGGUAGGUUUUAUUCGGAACUCAUGAUUUUGAAGUGGUGAUUCAUUUUCUUUCAUAUUGUGUUGCUGGAGGUUGAAAGAGCGGUGGUUCUGUAAUGCUGGGUAGUGGGUGGCCCUGCUCACCUGUCAGGAUUAAGGGAGAUGAAUAUCUGGUCCUCUAGCCAGACAGGCCCCCCCACCCCCAGCUUAAAAGCUAGCUUCACUAUAGAUAAGAAACAUUAAAAUGCAACAAUGCUAAAUAAAUAAGUAAAAUUACUAAAUAAUAUAGCUGCAAGUUCUUGGCAAUCAUUUUCAAUGAUUUCUAUGCAAUUUCACACACAUUUUACUUGCCAAGCAAAACUAAAUUAUAUUAAUUUAAACAAAAUACCUUUUGAAUUCCCAAGUCAUGUUACAACUUUUUGGCACCCCUCAUUUUAAGGAAUUUGAAAGUUGAAAAAUUCAACACACCUGAAUGUGACGUGGAGUUACAGUAGCAACUUCCAUGGAGUGUACAGUAUGCAUAAAGCAUCAACGCUGCUUUCCUGUGUUCUUUGUUGCAGCGGCAGCCAGGCUAUGCCACCCCUGCCUUCAGAAGAUGGAGUGCCCUCCAAGAACGCCCCAAGGAAAGGUAAGGCUCGGGUGCAGAAACUUACCUGUGGCCCUUUGGGGCAAAGAGAGAGAGCCCUGGGGAUUGAGGAGUGGUUGUGUGCAGCUAUUGUGCCUGGCAAUACACAUGCAUUCUUUGUUACUUCCUCUGUGUUGGGUGUACGCUGCUUUGAGGAAAUGGCUCUUGUGGCUGGCAGCUGCAUUUAUUAUUAUUUGUCUGCUUUAUUUCAUUUAUUUUUAUCUGCUUUCUUUAUUAAUCUCUUCCCGGGAAUCAUCUCAAAACAGUUUCACCAUACAAAAAAAAAUCCAUAUCCAAAAAACAAAUUCAAAUAAUUGCAGAUACGGAGCAGGGUUCAAAAUUCAAAAUAUCUACUUCAUAGCUAUUCCAAGAAAAAGACAUCUCUGCUCCCUGUUCACUAAGAAGUCGUGAAAGUUCCCAGUGUCAUGGCUUAUUGCUUGCAGGUGUAGUUCAUAGAUUUAUUUUCUAGCUUGCCAGGAGAGGGCAGCAGAGUCCAGUGAGGAGCCACCUUAAAUUCAGUCUGGGGAACUUCUCUGUCUGGAUCCUGGUUUCAGUAAUCUGCCACAUGUUCAGUUGUUGAUGGUUUGACGGGCGAAUGACAAGCGGCAUCUUCCCACUUGACUUCUCCUGCCCAAUGUAAUAGAAGCUUGUAAUACAGUCCUUACGUUUGUUUACUUGGAAGUAAGUCCCACUGUGUUCAGUGGGGCUUACAUGCAGGUAAAUGUGUAUGUAUUCCCUUCUUGCUGAAGGCAAGGUAGGUUCUGUGGUCAGGAUGAUCACAAGUUGAUAAGAAAAUUGGCACAGUAUAUUAUUUUAUUACACACUUUUAGCAAGAGCCUCAUAGCAUCUGAGGAGCUUCCUGCUUUGAAGGCUGUUCAGUGCUGCCUGCUCUUGCAAUUGGCUGUGGCUACAGGAUAUGGGGAAGAGCUGAAGCAGAGACUGUUUUGCACAGCGGAGCUGAGGCAGAGAUGGUUCUGCAGGGAUUGUGAUAUUUGCAUUAGCCAGCCGCCUGCUCUUGGGGUUGGCUGUGGCUGCAAGGAAGUAGGGGAGAAUUAAGGAGGGCUCUGCAGAGGAGCAUGUAACUCAGUGCUUUAAAAUCACAGGAAGGCAGGUCCUUCCCAGCGAUCGCCCCUCACAGUGGCUUGGCUGUGGAGUGAUGAUGUGGGCAGGUGGAGCAACCAGGAGGAGGGAGGCAGCCUGUCUGCAAAGGAAGCAAGGCAUAAGCAGGCAGGUGAGCACCUUAUCAGGCUUCCUCUGGCACUAGUGCAGGCUCAAAAAUGUUACCGCAACAAGCUCUUCAAACCAUUUUCAAAUUAUUUAUUGAUGUAUCACACAGCCCUAGUGUUAGGGUACUAGUAACCUGGGUGGGCUAACUUGACAUCUCAUUGCUGAAAUUAGUUCAAGAUGGAAUAACAGAUUUGUCUCAACUUACUUUAGGUGAUGAAAACCGACCUGAUGAAGGGAAGGAGAGUGCUCCAAAGGGCCGAAGUGGAAAUUCUGGGUGUGGUCCUGGAGAUGGAGGCAGCAGAGACCAUUGGCAAGACUCAGAUAGGUACAGUUGUCUUCACAUCCUCAUGCUCUGACUCCGGAAACCUUGUGCCGGGGGGCAGGCAGUGAGCAGCUAAGGGAAUGCUGGAGAUCCACUAUAAGCUGAUACAAAGCAGCUGGAGGCUGGAACACCUGACUGCAGUUUGCUGUCUGUGGCACACAGAGCUCUGGGUUGUCCAGACUCCUCUGCAUAGGGCUGGAGUGUGGGUUGCACCUGAUGGGUUGAGUAUGGAGCAAAUGGCUCUCACUGCCAUUAUUCUAUGUGUGUAAACUUUGUCCUUUCGUCACCUUAUUAACGUGGUAGCAGUUUUCUUUUUCAGGAAAGAGAGUAGUGAGCAUGACUCAAGACCUGCAUCUGAGCCAAAGAAAUUCGAAGAGAACCCUACCCCCGUAAGUGCUGAAUCUGUUGCUUUUUGAGCAGUGAUUGUCAAAUGCUGGUGUAAUUAGGCAGCAGCUCUCUGUCAUUCAAUGUGCCAGAAUGUAUCGGGAUUCCCUUAGGACUUUACUCAGUUAAUUGUGGAUUCAACUAACUGAUUAUAAUUCUGUAACUAAAAUAUCCUUGUGCUACAUUCAGACUUUUUGCUGAGAAGCGUUUACAUCACUGGUACCCACAGUUACUUCCUAUUACUAGCUCUGAAAAGUGGGGAGAAGGGAAUAUAGGCUUCACCAAUUGAUAGGGGAUAUUCUGCUGAUAGAACAGGAUGCACACGAAUGUCACAGAAAGCCAAGCAUCUGUUUUCUAAAUCCUCAGCUGGAAGUAGAAGUGCCAAAAUCCCAAGUUUGUACUCUUGUAAAGCAGAUAGUUGUGUUUUGUUUAUAUUCUCAAACUGUGCUCAUUGGUUAUUGAAUUCUUAGUUUUUUGUUUGUGAAUUGGAGGAUGGACUAAUAAUAAAAAAUAAAGUUUGCCACAGACAGAACAAAGACGAGAUCAAGAAAUUUGCCCUGGAAGUGCAUGCAAAGAAUCUUGGCCACAAAGCCCACUUCAUAGUGGGAGCUUGGAGCUUGUUUUUCCUUUUUCCUUCAUUGCAACCUUGAGAAACAGUGAUCAGCCCAAAGGUUGCCCAGUGUGGUUUCAAAUUCAGGUCCCCCAGUCUGCCAUUUUUAUCUGCCAUGCCUUGGUGGUACACCUCUAGGUUGUGGUCUGAAUUUAGUCAGGCUGUUUUCCUCAAACCACACCCACCUGGCUAGUCCAGCUGCUUCUGCAACCUGAUCCCUGCAGAGAGCAGGAAUGAACUCUUCCUGCAUUGGCUGAUUUCAUUCCUGAUUGGUCACUGUGUUCUCCCACCCUGACAGCCCAGCUUUGACAGGUGGGCGAUGUCAUCCAUCUGCAAAAGCUGGCUCUCAAGGUGGGGGAAAUAAAGAUCUGGGCCAAAAAGAUUUCCCACCCUGCAUUCUGCCUUUUAUCUGCCCAGAAUGUAGCCAUCCCACCCUUCUCUAAUGUCUGUGUUACACCAUCCCAGGAACACCUGAUACCCACAGCCCUAUGUAUAAAACUUGUCACAGGAUGACUUUCAGUGUCUCAGUGUCCAGUUUUGAGUGCUGUUUUAACACCCACUUCCCUACCUCUCUUGCAGAAAUUUAGCUGUGCUAGCAAGUAUGCUGCUUUGUCAGUGGAUGGUGACGAUGAAGCAGAGGGGGAUGAGUACGCUGAUUAAAUUCUCCAGCCCCUCCAUGCCGUCUCCUUACCGGUUGCCACCCAGGAAUAUUCGGCAAGCAAAACCAAACCUUUAUUCAGACAAGACAGAAAAAUAAAAGCCUACAAGUCAACAUCUCCUUGGAGAGACCUUUCUUAAACCUUUCUUUAAAAAAAUAUAUGAAAAAGUGAUACAGUUUCUCUUGCAUGCUGCUGCAGCCUUUAAAGUAUUGAACUAACUGGAGAAAUCCCUGCAAAAAAAAGUAUAGCAAGAGAGAAAAUGGCAGGUGUCUUUUUAAAAAAAGGAAUAGGCCCAGUGUGUGUCUUGAGUGUGACUUCAUGCAGCUUCCAAUCACGUCCAGAGCCCCAGGUCCUUCCCAUUAAAAGAGAGGCUAGCACUUGAGCAGGCCAGGUGUGUAUUAAUUGAGCACAGUGGGGACAUGGACAGCUAAGAUCUGUCUCCUCCUUUUGCCAGGUUGGUUGACUUCUGCAGUGUAAGCUUCAAAUGAACUUGAAAGCAUUUUAGUGCAUUGGGAAAAGGAGGAGAGCAGUCUUGCCUUGAUGGCUGGGGGAAGAGAUGAGAUGGCUUUUCAAGGCAGAGAGUUGACAUCUCUACGCAAGUAAUCCCUGAGGUUUAAGUUAGAAACCUCGCCCUGGUGGUGGUGGUGUCCCCCUCUGAAAUCCAUCAGGUUUGGGGAAGCCCCAGGCAACACUAAGGCUGAGUAGCAAACCUUUGCUACCAAAGGAAUCUUCUCAGAAGCCUCAGAGCUGAUCCUGGGGUUGUACCCUUGCCUGUCCCCAACAAUAAAGGCUGCUGACAGUUGGCUUCUAUGUUGAAAGCCACUUUCCACAUAGUUUGGCCAAAUGGUGCAAAGACACUCUGUGUUAGUGGUCACCAGGACCAUGCAGUGCUGAUGUGGAAAGUGCGCCUUGCAUAUGAACCAUGCAGAAAGUAACUUUUUGUAUGUCAAGGUGCUCCACCAUAUGGAAUCAGUUUUUGGUAACCUCCCUGAAGGAGGUUGCAAUAUAUAUGAAGGAGCCAUUGGAUUUAUGGGAAUCAUUAGUUGAAAGAGCAAUUUCUGGAGACUAUAAAGUUUUCUUGAAUUCCCCCCUUCCUAUCCCUUCCUCUUCUGUCCCCUUUUAAUCACGGAGGUACCACCACAACCACUCUCACAAAUUUAAAUUGCACCUGUUUUAAACUUGGGCACUGUUUAAAGGUAGCAAGAGUCUUUGAAAGUUUGACUGAGCAUCAUGUGACUGUUCCAAGUUCCUUCCUCACUUUUGGGCAAGUAGGUACACAACAUGACUGGCAAACUUCCUUCAGCCCUUACAAAAAGGGUUUACUUUUAGUCCCCUAAAUUUCUUUUUAAAGCUUCCUUCGCCAACACCCAGCACCAUCAGACACAGAGACAAGCAAUCUCUUCCAUUUCUUCCAGUAGUCUUGGUCCUUUCAUUCUUCUUCCUUGAACUAAUUAAUGGGUAGGGCAAGUGGGAAUUCAAUCCACACAGUGGAACUGAAGCAGCACAAGGUUUUACUAGCCAACUCUCAGCAGCCUGAUUUACAUGGUGGCUGCAGAGGAGGAUCUGGCUAGCUUUUGGGAGGUGUGCACGGGCUCACCAGGGAACUGCCAGUUUUUACCUAGUUGGGGAGGAGAACAGUGUGAUUUUCCUCUUGAAGCAAUUCUGGCUGAGUCAAAUACAGGAUUUGGCGUGUUGUAAAGCCUGCCGUGGUUGGUGUCUUGUUUCAGUAAAUUUUAGCUACAAUUUAAACCAGUCCUUUGAAAUACACAGAGUAGUGGCACAUCCUAUGGGCAGGAUAUAAAGGAAUGGGAGGGGAGACCCUGCUGAGUGCAGAUAAUUGAUUUGAAAUGCAAUAUUGCUUUGACUGUGUGAAAUGCUGGGGGGAGAGGCUAUAUUUGAGGUAAAGUGCUAAUUUGCAUACCCCAGAAGCAUUUUCUACCCUCCCUUCUUUCUCUCUCUCUCUCUCUCUCCUAUUCUCUCUCUUUAUCUCUCUCUGCGCUAUCAGGACAGGUUCACGAAUGGAUUGAGGUGCAUUUUACACAUUCUGAAGACAUGUAAAAUUUGUACAAAAUAUCUUCUAUGAAAAUGAUUUGUAAUCUGUGUGGACUUACUGGGAGAUGUCUUUUAUUAUGUAAAAUUUUCCCUCCUCCCCCCUUCUUGGUUUUUUUGUUUUUCUCCAAAUAAAACUAAUCUUUAAAAUAAUGCUUCAGCACGAGAUUACUUUGCCAGUGGUGUCUCUUCUCCAUCAGGACAUGGAUGUUGCUCUCAAAUAUAUAGAACUAGUAGGGAGUGCCAUCUUGGUUCAAAAUGGUGGACACCAACGUGUCCCCCAGAAUCUGCUCAAUCUUCUGGAGCACACGGGGGGCUCCAGGGGAGCAAAGCCCCACUGAAGGCUGGUAGUACAUUCUGUCUGCACACAGAGGAUUUGACCAACCCAGAGACUUGCUGAUGCAAAGAGAUGUAAUUGUAGAUUUCAUAAGUUAUGUCACUGAUUCUCCUUGUAAGAUCUCUAGAGGGUAGGCGAUAUCCUUUCAUAAAUACAAUACAAAUAAUUUGGGGACGGGUGAGUGAGGCCAAGGCCCGUGAUCCCUGCAGCCCUUACAAGUGGCCCCUGUUGAGAUCUCAUUGCUGCCCACAUUUCUAGCUUCAAUGGUUAACUACAGAAAACUGGAUCUGUGAAGAUUCAAGUUCUCUGGCUUCCCAAGUCCUUUGGUUUGGACUAAAAGCAAUUGACUUGUUCACUUAUUUGACAGGAGGGCUGGGGACGGGGAGAGGAACUGAGCCUUGGUUCUUUUCCGUCUAUUUCUGAAAUAAAAAUUAUCUUUCUUCGCUUGC